Molecule: messenger RNA, 2168 nt
Organism: Bombus huntii
Lineage: Eukaryota; Metazoa; Arthropoda; Insecta; Hymenoptera; Apidae
Exons: 3
Coding region: 121-2151 (676 amino acids)
Source: RefSeq, a predicted model, not a curated record
GUACUUUUACGAUCCGACGGACAGCGACAUAAAUUCCUCAUUGACAGCGGAGCAGGAAUUAAUAUACUCAAGCGAAGAUGCGUAUUACGACCAAGAAUAACAAAAGAACGGAAAUUCUCGAUGGGACACUCUAAAUUUAAAACCAACGAACACGCUUUGAUAAAACUAUUUGGCAAAACUCUAGAAUUUUUUGUGGUAGAAGACAACUUUCCAAUUAUAGAAGACGGCAUACUCGGAAAACGACGUACCUCCAAAACAAGCAGUGUCAAAAACAGUCUACCUGGAAGGAAAACCGACAACGAUAUGCUUUAUCAAUGGUGGUCGACGCUCCUCUUUGCCGGAAUAGUAUCCGCGCAAAUAAAUAUUACACCAUUAGAAGGAAACUCUGUAUUCGUAGAAAACAUAGGAAAAGGAUAUUUGUACAGCGAUACUGCCAAUGUUAUAGUAGGAUUAGACACUAGCGACAUAUACGAGCAGAUCAGCACAAUAGAAUCAUAUAAAUUAACAAUAGACUCACGUGCAAUCAGCAAAGAAUACGCUGAAAAGUUAGACGGAUUACAAAAUCGUAUCAAUAACCUAAAACAACUCGCAAAACACUUGAAAGCGUUAACACAUACCAGAAGUACACGAGGUUUAUUCAACAUCAUAGGUUCCGUAUCGAAAAGUCUGUUCGGAACUCUCGACGAUGACGAUCUUACGCUCAUAAACGAGAAUAUGAACAAACUAUUCGAUGACAAUAAUAAAAUCAAGACCAUAAUAGCUAAUCAAACAGCACUUAUUAGAAAAAUUGUAAACUCAGAAAACCUAAACCACUUAGAGAGAUCACAUAGUGAUAUAUUAAAAUUUCAACAGCAGGCAAAUAUCGAUAGAUCUAUGCUUAAGAUGAUCAUGAAAGUCGACACCGCGAUGCAAACUUUACACUUCCAAUUAGAUGAAAUACUUAACGUCAUGAUAUUAGGCAAACAAGGAAUAAUUAGUCCACAAAUACUUGACCCCAAUGAAUUCAUAGAAAAUUACGCCAAGGCAAUAGGUAGCCAGAUGUACAACACCGCGAUUUCUGCCAAAACCGAACAUUUUCAAUUCAUACUCGACAUCAGUGAUCUUAAAAUCUUCACAAUAGAUGACAAAAUAUUUUUCAAAAUCAUAGUACCUUUAGUCUCUAACACAGAAUGGAACAUAUUACAAGUAUAUCCUAUCCCGAGUAAAAGAAAUGGAGUAUUUUUGGCUCCAGUAGUCGAACAUCAGAUAUAUUUAACUUCAGGUCUUUCAUUUAUAAACGCUGAUAUCGAGUAUUUCAACAAACUUUGUAAGAAUCGAGCCGGAACCACUAUAUGCAAACAAACACUACCAAUCCAUGACAGAAAUUCAAGAACCGAUUGUCGCAGCGAAAUAAUAAAUUUCAAACCACACAUUGAACAUUGUCAAAUAACUGUACUUAAGAUUGAAGACAUUAGCUUUAUACCGCUCAAAACUAGCAACUGUUACAUUGCGAUACCAGCAAAUCCGAUAGAAAUAGACACAAUUUGCCAAACGAAACAUACCUUACAAAAACUUGACAAGCCUUCCAUCAUAAGAGCUAACACUUCUUGCGAUAUAUUGUACAAAGACGAACACAUGCGUAUAGGCGAAACAAAAAACGAAGUCAUAUACGAAAUCAAAACAAAAACCCUAGCGCUCAAAACAAACGAUAGUUUCACUCAUCUAUUAGAUAAACUCGAGCGAGCACCGAAAAUAAUAGAUAAUUUACAAGGCUAUAAAACAAAGAUCGAUAAAAUAGGCGACGAGAUAGAAACUCUUAAUUUCGAACACAGAAUUAAAAAUAUACAGUAUUGGGGACUAACCACGCUCCAGAUAUUAGGGUACAUAGCAUUAGGCAUACUAGGUAUAUAUGGAUUAAACAAAAUAGGGGUAUUCAAAUGCAUCAAGAAAUGUAUACCGAACAAAUUAUGUAUCAAUUUAUUUUGCUGCCGAAAUGAAACUGUAAUCAACAGCCACAAUGCGACAGCCCCACCAGUACCACUCACCCUGGGCUCAACACCCAACAUCUAUAUUCCAACCAACACAUACCACUCAGAUGAAGAGGAGGAAUCAGCUGUAAUUUUCAAGCCACGUCAAGUCCGAUUCCACAAAAAUCUUCUGAAGAAAACUUGAGGGAUCAAGUUCAAUCU